Molecule: messenger RNA, 1534 nt
Organism: Ipomoea nil (Japanese morning glory)
Lineage: Eukaryota; Viridiplantae; Streptophyta; Magnoliopsida; Solanales; Convolvulaceae
Product: nudix hydrolase 18, mitochondrial-like
Exons: 5
Coding region: 270-1154 (294 amino acids)
Cellular component (GO): cytoplasm; nucleus
Molecular function (GO): pyrophosphatase activity
Source: RefSeq, a predicted model, not a curated record
UGGACACACCUCUCCUAGCAGCAAAAGAAAAACAAGAUAUCACAAACAUUUGUAGUUCAUCCAUCACAUAAAACUUUCAACCAGAUUUCCAUAUUUUCCUAAUUUAGCUCUACUACAGUUCAUGACAGACACCCAAAACCUCAAAACUUCUCUUCAGAUCAUUUCCUUGAGUCUUUCUUCUUCUUCUUUUGUUGUCUGUUAAUAAACCUUAAUUAUUUGUUCUGAGGAAGCAAGGGGGUUCAGGUUUAAUUUGUGUAAAAAAGUAAGAGAUGAAACUCACCAAGGUGGAUUCUAUGUGUUCUCGUACUGGGAGGGACUUGCAGAGGUAUAAUGUUCAAGGUUGUCGCCAGGUUGUUGGCUGCAUUCCGUACAGAUACAGGGAAGGCAAGCAAUCAGCAGGUUCCAUUAUUCAUGGGGCCCCCCUAGUUGAUGAUCUGGAAUUCCUUCUGGUCAGCUCUCAGAAAAGUCCAAGGAUGAUGUUUCCUAAGGGUGGUUGGGAACAGGAUGAAUCUUUGGAAGAAGCGGCUCUUCGAGAAACCUUUGAGGAGGCUGGAGUAUAUGGAGAGGUUGGGAGUUGUUUAGGCAAAUGGUUUUUUAAGAGCAAGAGCCUAGGAGUAUUACAUGAGGGGUUCAUGCUGCCUUUGAUUGUUCUGGAGGAGCUUGACGAUUGGCCUGAGAAAGAUGUUCGCCAACGAUCAUGGGUGUCGUAUAGGGAAGCCAUGGAAGUAUGCUUUCAUCCAUGGAUGAAGGAAGCUUUGGAUGUCUUGGUUUCUCAGCUUACCCUUCAACAAGAAGAAGAUGAGAAUGAGGCAAGAAAUGGCAUGAUGAGGAAUAUUGAAUUAGAGCCAAGCAUUGAAAUUUUGGCCCAGGGGAACAGAAAAGAAGAAACGAGAAUGAGUAGUGGUGUUGGUGAGAGUGUGAAAAGAAAGGUGGAAGAGCGUCAUCAUCAUCAGUUACUGAUAGAGAUCUUGGUGAGCGAUGAACCCCUCAGCAUUGUAGCUCAAAGUCUGCAUCAGAGAAAUGAAGAUCCCCGAACAAGCUGCUGUUCCUUUGAAUUCUUGAGGACGGAGGAACCAAGAAUGGGCAUCAGUCUGCAUAGAAAUGAAGAACCAAGAACAAGCUGUUCCAUGGAGUUCUUGAGGAAGCUAAGCUAGCUCGAUCGCCAGCAGAAGAAGAUCAGAGGAACUUGGUUGAUCGUUUCGUUUCUUAGCUUGCUAGCUUGCUAAUUAAAGGACACACAAAACAUGGAAACUUGGGUUCACAUGAAAGUAGAGGUUAAAGAACCUUAUUAAUUCCUAACAUGAUCAUUAUAUUCUUUCAUUCUUUAGCAAUGUAAUGAGAUCCAUCCAUUCUUUCAUCUCAAGCUGGUUCAGAUUCCCUGAACCAUUAGGUUAGAUAUUGUACAACCAUAUGAGCUGUACAGCCAUAGCCAUGUAAGCAAUAACAACACAAGUGUUUCUCAGUUCCCCUUCAUUCAACUAUCUGAUUCAGAAACUGAUGAAAAAGAUGGAUUAUUCUUUCGUUUUACCAGUCA